CCCGCCUGUCAAAAAGAGACACCCCCUCGCCGCCUCACCAAGAAAUAAUCAAAACCGGGAGAGAAAAUGACUGAAUGCCACAAGAUCAGCAAUUCAUCUGAGACGCAGGACAUCCUGAAAGAUUCUGGAACUGGUCAAGAAGAUCUGGCAGCCUCUGUCUGGACCAUAUCUGCCAAUGGGUUGGUCAACUUGAGGACAGAUCCAAGCUGCUCCCAGACUCCAGUAACAGUUCAUGAAAUGUUCCUAGACUCUGUCGAGAAAUAUGGAUCUCUCAAUGCGAUGGCCAGCAGGAAGAACGGGAAAUGGGAAAAGAUCACCUUUCUGGAAUAUUACAAUCUCUCUCGGAAAGCAGCCAAAAGCUUCCUCAAGCUUGGCCUUGAACGAUUCCACGGUGUAGCGAUAGUCGGGUUCAAUUCUGCAGAGUGGUUCAUUUUGGCAGUGGGAGCUGUUUUUGCAGGUGGAAUAGUGACAGGAAUCUACACAACCAGUUCUCCAGAGGCCUGCCACUAUAUCGCUCACGACUGCCAAGCAAAUAUCAUUGUGGUAGAAAACCAGAAGCAACUGGAUAAAAUAACGCAGAUCUGGCAUCGUCUGCCACACUUGAAAGCAGUUGUGAUGUACAAGGAUUCUGUGCUGGAGAAACGUCCCAAUUUAUACAUGAUGGACGAAUUCAUGCAACUGGGCAACGAAGUUCUAGACGAAGAUCUUGAUGCAAUUAUUAGCUCCCAAAAGCCGAAUCAGUGCUGCGUAUUGAUCUAUACUUCUGGAACAACCGGGAAGCCCAAAGGAGCUAUGCUGAGUCAUGAUAAUAUAACGUGGACGUCUGCCCAUGCCAGCCGAGCAGGCGACAUGCAGCCCGCCGAAAUCCAGCAGGAGACAAUAGUCAGCUAUCUUCCGCUCAGCCAUAUAGCGGCCCAAAUAUACGACCUCUGGACGGGAAUCAAGUGGGGCGAGCAAGUCUACUUUGCAGAGCCAGAUGCCUUGAAGGGAGGCUUAGUUGAUAUCCUAAAGGAAGCGCUGCCUACAUCUCAUAUGGGAGUUCCCAGGGUGUGGGAGAAAAUCAUGGAGAAAAUCAAAGAAGUCUCUUCGCAGUCAGGAUUUCUGAAGAAGAAAAUGCUCUCCUGGGCCAUGUCGGUCAGUUUGGAAAGAAAUCUGAGCAACUCAAAUAGUGACUUAAAGCCCUUCCGGAUGAGAUUAGCAGACUCCUUGGUACUUGCCAAGAUCCGCCAGGCUUUGGGAUUUUCUCAGUGCCAGAAACAUUUCUCCGGAGCUGCUCCUCUCCCCACCGAAGUGAUGAAGUUCUUCCUGGGUUUGAACAUCCCCUUGUACGAAGCAUACGGGAUGAGCGAAACCACCGGUCCCCAUUGCAUGUCUGGGCCGUAUGUUUACCGACGUCACAGCUGCGGCAAAGCAGUUCCGGGCUGCAAAGUAAAACUGAUGAACGAGGAUGCUGAAGGCAAUGGGGAGAUCUGCUUUUGGGGGCGGACGGUCUUUAUGGGAUAUUUGAACAUGGAGGAUAAAACCAAGGAAGCCAUCGAUGAAGAUGGCUGGCUGCAUUCUGGAGACCUUGGAAAGCUCGACAAGGACGGCUUUCUUUAUGUCACCGGAAGGAUCAAAGAGAUCCUCAUUACAGCCGGAGGGGAAAAUGUGCCUCCGGUGCCUAUCGAAGAUGCUGUGAAAAAAGAACUGCCUCUUCUGAGCAACACCAUGCUGAUUGGAGACCGGAAGAAGUUCUUGUCCAUGUUACUGACUUUAAAGUGCGUCGUCGAUCCUGAUACCUCUGAACCCACAGACUGCCUGACUCAAGAAGCACGCAAUUUCUGUGAGAAAGUCGGCAGCAAAGCCACCAAAGUGUCCGAGAUUGCGAGGGAGCGAGAUGCGGCCGUAUACCAGGCCAUCCAAGAAGGCAUAGAUCGUGUGAACGCCCGUGCCGUUGCCAAUGUCCAACGCAUUCAGAAAUGGGCCGUCCUAGAAAAGGAUUUUUCCAUUGUUGGUGGAGAAUUUGGGCCAACAAUGAAAUUAAGACGGCAAGCCGUGACUGAGAAGUAUAAAGAUGAAAUCGAGGCCUUUUAUAAAGAUUAAAGCCGGGCCCGUCUCUACGAGCUUCCCUAGAACAUAAAACCAAUUCAGCGACACAAGCUUACGUCAAGCAUCUCUGCAGUGUUGGAAAUGGGAGGAUUUCCCUCGCUUUCUUUUGUUGUAAUUCCAGAAUUUUGCUAUAUGUGGCAUUUUUCAAACCUCCUUAAUCUGGUUUAGCCAGUGUGCCGUAGUGGUUAGAAUUCAGGCUAGUACUGCAGAGACUCUGAUCCAAACCCCCACUUUGCCACCAAGCUCAGCAAGUGACCUUGGGCCAGACAUAGGCUGAUUCUGCACACGUUGGAUAAUGCACUUCCAAUCCUCUUUACAGAUCAUUUGGAAUGGAUUUUU
Messenger RNA from Eublepharis macularius, 2427 nucleotides. It is a transcript of the gene ACSBG1, whose product is annotated as acyl-CoA synthetase bubblegum family member 1. Gene Ontology annotation, cellular component: membrane; endoplasmic reticulum. NCBI's taxonomy places the organism in Eukaryota, Metazoa, Chordata, Lepidosauria, Squamata, Eublepharidae. The transcript is spliced from 14 exons. Gene Ontology annotation, molecular function: long-chain fatty acid-CoA ligase activity. The record is from RefSeq and is a predicted model, not a curated record. The coding region runs from base 67 to 2082 and encodes 671 amino acids.